GUCUUGCCUGUUUCUCAAUCAGAUCUAUCACGGAACAAUGCGCGUUUCGCUACAGGAAGUUGUACUGAUGGUGAGACGCAAUCGCAGAACGAUGGGACCAGAGCUCAAUAGCAUGUAUGGAUGUGCUGUUGAGGCCCGGUUUGCUGAGGACCAACAAAGGCAGCGAAAGGUUGAUCUCUUGAACGUUGAAGGCAGCACUUGAGAUAUGAAAGAUGUAUUGUUUAGGCUAUUGACGCACCUACGAAGACACCUCGAACAGCCAAAUGCGGCACGAAUGAUGAGUACUCACUGUAGCAACGGAUGGUUUGGUAGCACGCGUGAUGCGUGAGCGGUGAAAAGAGAAAAGAGAGUAGCUAUUCCUGAUAAGACGCUCGAACCAAAACGACUGUGACAGUUGCGGUAUCUCAAAACAGUCUUUUGCGCGGGCACACUCUCUGGUAUUGUCGAAAAGUACUCUGAGGGCAAUCUUCACAUCUGUGUCCACCAACCCCUGACUACACUGCGAUCGUGUCAAGCUAAGGAAAGCAUCACUGACAUCAGCAAAAGAGGCAGAUGUCGGGUUUGCCUUAGCAGAUCAGGACAAACCCGGACCUUCCCGUCAAGUGGCUGUCAGUUGGACAAGACACUUGACGCGUUAUCAACAAGCUGGCGAUGUCAACGAAAUGCCUGUU
Molecule: messenger RNA, 671 nt
Organism: Serpula lacrymans var. lacrymans S7.9
Lineage: Eukaryota; Fungi; Basidiomycota; Agaricomycetes; Boletales; Serpulaceae
Exons: 4
Coding region: 38-202 (54 amino acids)
Source: RefSeq, a predicted model, not a curated record